ACCAAAACCCUUUUUUCAGUUCGUCUUCCUUCUCAUUCCUUUCAGCCGAUAAUAACCCACAAUAAAAGAAAGGGAAAAAAGCUAAACCCAAGAUUGCUAGUUUGUUAGUCCAUUUGAGCCAUGGCGCUGUAUUUGCUAUACGAGUCGGCGUCUGGUUACAGUCUGUUUCUCGCUAACGGUCUCGAUGAAAUUGGACAAAACACAGAAGCUGUUCGUAAUUCCGUCGCGGAUCUUAACCGUUUCGGCAAAGUUGUUCAGUUAACUGCUUUUCUUCCCUUUGAGUCUUCUUUAGAUGCACUCAAUCAGUGUAACUCUCUCUCUGAAGGGCUUAUGACGGAUGAGUUAAGGAGCUUUUUAGAGCUUAAUCUCCCAAAAGUUAAGGAAGGUAAGAAGGCUAAGUUUAGUUUAGGAGUUUCUGAGCCCAAGUUGGGUUCACAUAUCUUUGAAGUGACUAAAAUACCUUGCCAAAGCAAUGAAUUUGUUCUUGAGCUUAUUCGUGGUGUCCGUCUACACUUUGAAAGAUUCAUCAAGGACCUAAAGCCUGGUGACUUGGAGAAAGCCCAACUUGGUCUGGGUCACAGUUAUAGCAGGGCAAAGGUCAAGUUCAAUGUCAACCGAGUUGACAAUAUGGUUAUUCAAGCAAUUUUCCUUCUCGAUACUCUUGAUAAGGAUAUCAAUUCUUUCUCAAUGAGAGUCAGAGAAUGGUACUCUUGGCAUUUUCCUGAGUUAGUGAAGAUUGUCAAUGACAACUAUCUCUAUGCAAAACUUGCCAAGUUCAUAGAAGACAAGGCUAAGUUGUCUGAAGAGAAAAUCCCUGAAUUGACAGACAUACUUGGUGAUGAGGAUAAGGCAAAAGAGGUUGUAGAAGCUGCCAAGGCAUCAAUGGGGCAGGAUUUGUCCCCAAUUGACUUGAUUAAUGUCCAGCAGUUUGCUCAGAGGGUAAUGGAUCUAUCUGAGUAUAGGAAGAAGUUGUACGAUUAUUUGGUUACUAAGAUGAAUGAUAUUGCACCCAAUUUGGCCUCCUUGAUUGGUGAAGUUGUUGGGGCUCGUUUGAUUUCUCAUGCUGGUAGUCUUACAAAUCUGGCUAAAUGCCCUUCUUCUACACUUCAGAUUCUUGGUGCAGAGAAGGCAUUGUUCAGGGCAUUGAAAACUAGAGGAAACACACCAAAAUAUGGUUUGAUCUUCCAUUCAUCCUUUAUUGGUCGAGCAUCUGCUCGCAACAAGGGACGCAUGGCUCGUUAUCUAGCAAACAAAUGCUCUAUAGCCUCUCGCAUUGAUUGUUUUUCAGAUAAUGGCACUACCAUAUUUGGUGAGAAACUAAGAGAACAAGUUGAGGAACGAUUAGAUUUCUAUGACAAGGGAGUUGCACCUCGUAAAAACAUCGAUGUGAUGAAAGCUGCAAUUGAAAGUGCUGAAAAUAAAGAGGAUGAUAUGGAAACAGAAGAAGUCAGUCCUGUACCUUCAACAAAGAAAAGCAAGAAAAAGAAAUCAAAAUCUGAGGCUGCAGAGGAUGGUGAAGAUGUGGCUGAGGAUAAACCAACAGUUGCUGCAAAUGAAGAAGCUUUGGAGGAUGCUAAAUCAGAGAAGAAAAAGAAGAAGAAAGAGAAAAGAAAAUUGGAGCAAGAGCAGGCUGUGGAGAAAUCAAAUGGAGUGAAUGGGGUUGAUGCCGAGCAGGAUGGAGCUAACAAGAAAAAGAAAAAGAAGAAGAGUAAAGAUGAAGAUGUAGAGGAUGUGAAGCCUGCCAGUGAAAUGAAGAAGAAAAAGAAGAAGAAAUCAAAAAGCGAAGAUGAUGAAUGAAAUUUUGACAGGAUGUAUUUGAGUUUAUUACAUAAGUGGAAACUGUUUGCCAUCAGAGUUUUGAAUUGUAGAAGUGGCGUUUAACUGAUCUGUUAUUAGUAUGAAUUAUGAAAAGAUUAGGUGUCCUAAGAACUAUAAAAUAUUCAGCUGUUAUUCUAUUAUGGGCUUGUUUUGUUAA
Messenger RNA from Ricinus communis (castor bean), 1975 nucleotides. Its product is annotated as nucleolar protein 56. The transcript has 8 exons. Lineage: Eukaryota; Viridiplantae; Streptophyta; Magnoliopsida; Malpighiales; Euphorbiaceae. Gene Ontology annotation, cellular component: small-subunit processome; box C/D methylation guide snoRNP complex. The coding region runs from base 121 to 1797 and encodes 558 amino acids. Gene Ontology annotation, molecular function: snoRNA binding. The record is from RefSeq and is a predicted model, not a curated record.